Schizosaccharomyces japonicus yFS275 is the source of this 4487-nucleotide messenger RNA. RefSeq names its product sister chromatid cohesion protein/DNA polymerase eta Eso1. Gene Ontology annotation, biological process: DNA repair; translesion synthesis; error-prone translesion synthesis. Gene Ontology annotation, molecular function: protein-lysine-acetyltransferase activity; transferase activity; damaged DNA binding. The transcript has 2 exons. The record is from RefSeq and is a predicted model, not a curated record. The coding region runs from base 203 to 2857 and encodes 884 amino acids. NCBI's taxonomy places the organism in Eukaryota, Fungi, Ascomycota, Schizosaccharomycetes, Schizosaccharomycetales, Schizosaccharomycetaceae. Gene Ontology annotation, cellular component: replication fork; nucleus; site of double-strand break.
UACAAUAAUUAGCGUAAAGUCAACUACGAAGUGCUAUGGCAUUCUGCCUUUAACUUGAAAUUUGUGAUGGAAUUGUAUCAACCCUUUGUGAAGGUGAACUUUUCUUUCCUACUUUAACACCUCUGUAGUUCUAAUCCUCGAGGUUGGUUUUGUUCCGUACCAAUAUCUUGUUUUACAAACGUAAAUUACAAUUAUGAGGUAAAUGGAUCAAACGGCAAGCUUGUUUACAUGGAAAGAUUUUGUUUCAUGCAGUAAUUCUACGAUUUCGCAUUCACCAUUUAAAGUUGUAGUUCAUGUGGAUCAGGAUGCGUUUUAUGCUCAAGUUGAAACAGUUCGCUUAAAAUUGGACCAUUCCGUACCACUUGCGGUGCAGCAAUGGGAUAAUCUCAUUGCUGUUAAUUACGCUGCUCGACCAUAUGGCAUUACCCGGUUCGAUACUGCUGAAAACGCGAAGAAGAAGUGCCCAGAACUUAACUUGGCCCAUGUUCAAACAUGGAAAGUUGGAGAGCGUGAACCAAAGUAUCAUGAAAAACCAGAAUGGGAAAGUCACAAGGUGUGCCUAGACAUGUACCGAAAUGAAAGCAAGAAAAUCUUGGGCAUUCUUUCAAAAUAUUCUAAACUCGUUAAAAAAGCCAGCAUUGAUGAGAGUUUCGUCGACUUGACCGCGGAAAUAAAGAAAAAGCUGAUUCAGGAUUAUUCAUUUUUGGGGGUACCACCCGAAGAUCUUUCUCUACCUCUCCCUACGGCGCCAACGGUCUUAUGGACAGAGGAAUUGGGCCGAGUUUUUGGUGAAGAAGAAGGUCUUCUAAGUGAAGCAAAGAAUGGAGGCGAUUGGGAUGAGGUCUUUUUACAUUAUGGAGCUCGCAUAGUAAAGGAAAUUCGGAAUGAGAUUUUUAACACUUUGGGUUACACAUGUUCUGCAGGCAUUUCCCGAAACGCUAUGUUAUCAAAAAUUCUAAGCUCAAAGAAUAAGCCAAAUAAGCAAACGGUACUGCUUAAUUCUAUGGUGGAUCACUAUUUAGCUGAUGUCCGACUUUCCGAACUACGUCUCUUUGGCGGAAAGUAUGGAGAGGAACUGGGGAAAAAACUUAAUGCUGAAUACAUAAAAGACAUUCGAGCAAUUCCGAUGGAUGAGCUCAUCCGUAUACUCGGAGACCGUGAUGCUCAGGUCGUCUGGAAUGUCUGUAAUGGAAUAGACAAUUCCGAAAUUACAAAUGUUAACAACACGCAGUCAAUGCUUUCUGCUAAAAACUUUUUGCGAAGCAAACUAAAAUCCUCUGAAGAGGCAAUGAAAUGGUUUCGCGUAUUUGCAUCAGACUUAAUGAGUCGUUAUAUGGACGUUGAACAGAUUAAACGACCAAAAACCUUUGUUCUCAACGUAGUCACAGGUAAUUUACGAAAAGGUCGGUCCAUUCCAAUAGCGCCCAGCGACGCCAUUUCAGAGGAAUUCGUCUAUAAUAAUGCUGCGAAACUAUUGGCUCAACUGGCAUCAGCUUAUGAUAUAUUUCCAAUUGUUCAUCUUUCCGUUUCCUUUCGUAACUUCGAGGACAGAGAUACAAAAUUGCAAGGCAUAGAGUCAUUCAUGCAAUCUCUCACGCAGCCCAAAAACAUAGAGAAAGUAUCGUCAAGUACAGAAAAAGGCAUUGGUACAGAGGACAAUAAAGAAGGAACUGAGUGUGUUGCCAACUCUUCAAGAGUUGAGUUAGAAAAGAAACGUUUAAAAACCAGUAAAAAUAAACCUUCCACAGGCAUCAUGUCGUUCUUUGAAAACUCCAUGAAGACAAAGUGUCGAGAAAUACCGCUUGAUGACUCUGUUUAUUACUGCGAAAAGUGUUCGACGAAUAUUCCUUGGGAGGAAAAGCAAGAGCAUGAUGAUUAUCAUUUUGCUCUUGAGAUAUCAAAAGAGAGUGAUGAAGUUCCCCCGGCAUCGUCAUCAAAUAUAGUUACUUCUUCUUCUUCCGACUCGACAAAUGUAUCACGUCCACGAACGUAUGGCCGGAAAACUGGUGACACUCAUGCGAAACCAACAUUUGCAGAUACUGCUCGUACUGGUCAAAAACGAGCGUUUAUGGAUGCAUUUCUUUCUAGCGCAAAUAAUUCAAAGGGCUUGCUCAAAAGUCGAGUUUCUGCGAACGAUCGAAGGCAUUCAAAAACAAAUAAUGAUAUGGAACAAUUACACAUUGACCUAGUGAAUGCUCGACAAACGUGCCCAGAGUGCUACAUGGAGUAUACUCAAGGUAACGAAGAUGAUGAAAAUCUGCACAGCAGGUAUCACUCCAAAAUCGUAGAAGGUCUCCAAGUGAAUUUUACUAUCGAUCCCGUGUACACUUCGUCGGCAUCAUCUGCUGCUGAUAAAGUGUACUUAAUCUCAUCUUCUUGUAACAUUAUGGAUCAAAAGAAAGCCGAGGACCUUUUGAGUUUCGUUAAUUCGCAGCUCUCUAGUUCCGAAAUGGAAAUUAUUGGAAUUGAUGGAUAUCAAUCUUACUUGUAUGUACGUCGAAAACAUUGUAUUGGAUUUCUUUUAGUUGAAAAAAUUGAGAAUGCAUAUACUGUGCCAGAUACAGAGCCUUCUCUAAAUGAUGCGUCCUCUGCUGUUGAGGUUAGACCUGAAAAUAAAAGCACAAAAUUCGUGCUCGGAAUCAGUCGAAUAUGGGUAAAUCCCGCUCAUAGGCACAAGGGUAUCGCCUCUAAGCUAAUUCAGUGCGCCAGGGAAAACUUUAUAUACGGUUAUCAAAUUCCUCCGACAGAGAUCGCAUUUUCACAACCAAGCGAAAGUGGAAAACGGUUUAUAACUACGUGGGUUAAGCAGCAACGGAUUUUGUUUCCUAACACUUCUUUCGCCGUUUACGACAAUUAGGCUUGGAGUUGCGUUGUGAUACAAAAGUAAUGAACUAUUGAAAUGAAUGUUUUAAAAAGUUACAAUAAAGUAAUAAGUGGUACAGAAGGAGGUUGGGGAAUAGUUGAGAACAAGUUCCCCAAACCCCCUAAUAAUGGUUACAAUAGCGAAACGGUAGGCUCAAUCACAGUUUCCAAUGGGCGAAGCAUUACAAAGCAAGGGACGCUUUCGGUUAAGUUCUUCCAGAGAAGAGAACACAAUGGGAAACACUUUUUCCUUAACAUCUUUCGCCCACAGCAUGUCCAAAUGUUCAUAACCGUCAAUACCAAAGUCUUUACUUUGAGGAGGCAAGGCCGCAAGCAUGAUCUCCAUGUCUACAAGCGUAUCUUCCUUUCCCCAAACAACAGUUAUAGGACACUUGAUGUUUCGUGUAGGAAAGUGUGCAACAUGAUAAUGACGACUAUCGUAUCCACCGAUGACUUUUAGAUCAUCAUCGUACAACUGGAACCUGGAAUUUUGCAUAAUUUGAAGCCAAUGGACACAACUUUUUACACUGGAAAACGAGUAUAAGUGAGCGUAUCCACAGAUCUUUUGCUCUUGGGUGAUGUUGGCCAGAUUCCAGUCAAACAGCAUUUUUAGGGAUAUAUCAACAAUUUUCAUAUAAAUCGGAGGAUCUAAACAAUUAUAUGUUAGGGUUAAGAAAGAAAUUAAAAAGAACGUACAGCAUAUGUUUUGCCAGAAAGUGACCGAAGGUAGCAAACAGCCUCUUCCAAAGAGACGAAACAUGAUUUUAGGAUUCACCUUUACCAAGUAAUCAAGCAAUUCGUUUGAAAAACCUUUGGGUGUAAAGGCGGGUGCCAAGGCCACAAACAGAUUAAUCUUUUCGUUAAGUGUAGGGUUAAUACUUAAAGCAGCAAAAGCUUGAGCUGUGCCUUGGGAAAAGCCAACAUAGCUCAGAGAUUUUUCCUUAGUCGCGCUUAAUAUGUAGUUGAUAGAGUUGGGGAUGUCAAACAUGGCCAUGUCAUCGAUACAAAAGUCCCAAAACUCUUCAUCGUUAGGAGAAUACCGAACAUGCUUACGACUAUAUUUGUUUCCGCGAUUGUUACCAAGCUGCUCUUUGUUAGCAAAUUCCUCAAGACAUUUACAACGGAGAUUCUUCAAUUGCAUUUUACAUGAAAUUGAAAUUUCAAUCUUCGUCCACUGUCAUCUUCCACAUACCCAAACAUCGUAUCCACGAUCUACCAGUGCAAAAGGUAAACAGUUACUUGCUUUAUCGACAGCAACCCAAAGCUCGGAAUUGGUCAUUAAACCGUGUUGAAAAUAAACAACUCCACGGUGUUUCCCGCUGGUGUUUCUGAGUUUUGGAUUGACGAUAUGAUGGAGGCAAAGAACAAAAUUAUCUUCUGUUCUAACAAGGUGUUCCUCGGCAAUGUACCCAAACGCUUCGCAAAUUUCAUAAAUAUUUCGGCAUCUCUGUAUGACACCCGUCAUCCCAGAACCGGAUUUCGAGAAAAUAAAAUAAUCGUACAGAGUACGGACUGCUUUACGCAUCCGCCCACGAAUAACUCGAGGAAUAAGAGCUAGAAUUAAUCGGAAACAUAACUCCACGUAAACUAAGAACCAGGCGAGUACUACACUCGCAUAAUCUCUG